AUGGAGCCCAAGGCGGCUGUUCUCGUCAGCGCAUUGCUUUGCCUGGCGCUCUCCCGCGGCGCGCUGUCCCAGAAGGCACGGGCCCCGAUCGUCGAGACCCCGGCGCCGGCGCCGGCCCCGCGCCACGUCGAGCUCGCCGAACUGCUCUCCCUCGCCGGGCCGUAUGGCAAGUUCCUGGAGUACCUCACCAAGACCGACGUGAUCAAGACGUUCCAGAGCCAGGCCAACGACACGAAGCAGGGCAUCACCGUCUUCGCGCCGCAGGACUCGGCGUUCGCGGCCCUCAACGAGACCGUGCUGUCCAACCUCACUACCGACCAGCUCCGGUCGCUCAUGCUGCACCACGCCAUGCCCAGUUACUACCAGCUCUCGGCCUUCUCCGCGCUGGCGGCGGCGAGCCAGGUGUCCAUGUUUGCGUACAAGGUGAACGUCACCUACGCCGCGGGCACGAUCGGCGUCGUGUCGGGCUGGGCCACCGCCAAGCUCGCCAGCAGCGUGUACUCGACGUCGCCCGUCGCGGUGUACGCGCUCAACAGGGUGCUGCUGCCCAAGGAGAUCUUCCCGGCUGCCCCGGAGAUGGCGCCCGUGCCUGCGCCGGCGCCGGCGCCGGGACGUGGGGGCAAGGCGAUGGCUGACGCGCCGGGCGCCAGCGAGCGUGCUGCCAGUGACAAUGCGGACGCCAAGAGUUCGUCCUGCCGGGUCGUUGGCGCAGGGAGCCUUGCACUUGGCUACGUGGUUCUGCUGGUCUCCGGGUUUUUGAUGGUGUAG
Triticum turgidum subsp. durum (durum wheat) is the source of this 768-nucleotide messenger RNA. The record is from the annotation of a GenBank genome assembly. NCBI's taxonomy places the organism in Eukaryota, Viridiplantae, Streptophyta, Magnoliopsida, Poales, Poaceae.